GCAAAUCUCUCCAACCUCUCUGAGCUCCAGGGCUCCCCAGAGGCCCCCAGGCCGGGCGGGACCCUCAACUGACUGCUGGUGAACAAGACCGUACAGGAAGGCAUCCCCAGCAUGAUGGGCGACAGGGUGCUCUCAAAGGCCAGCGCAGUGGUCAUUGACAUGGGCACAGGCACCUGUAAGAUGGGCUUCGCGGGGCAGGCCCAGCCCACUUACACCGUGGCCACCAUCGUGGGCUGCCAGCCCCAGAAGCCAACCACCACGGGGCAGCCGGUUCUGGCGACUUUCAUUGGCGAGGCCGCCCGCGCGCGCCCAGACCUGACGCUGGUGCAGCCGGUAAGGAAUGGCAUCGUGGUGGACUGGGACGCGGCAGAGCUCAUCUGGAGCCAUCUGCUGAAGCACGACCUCCGUAUCGCCCCCCAGGACCACCCGCUGCUGUUCUCCGACCAGCCCUUCAGCCCCACCACCAACCGCGAGAAGCUGGUGGAGGUGGCCUUCGAGUCAAUGCGCUCCCCGGCCAUGUACGUGGCUUCCCAGUCAGUGCUGUCCGUGUACGCGCACGGGCGGGUCAGCGGGCUGGUGGUGGACAUAGGCCACGGAGUCACCUCCACGGUGCCCGUCUUCCAGGGCUAUCACCUGCCCCACGCCACCGAGCGCCUGGACCUGGCGGGCACCCACCUGACCACUUUCCUGGCGGAAGUGCUGCUGGGCCCCGGUUUUCCGCUGCGGCGGCAGGACCUGGGCGCCGUGGAGGUCAUCAAGCACCGCUGUUGCUAUGUGGCCCCGGAUUUCCAGAAGGAACAGGCCCGGCCAGAGGGGGAGUGCGGGCAGCGCCUGAGGCUGCCCGACGGCAGGAUGGUCUCGCUGGGUAAGGAGAUCUUCCAAUGCCCAGAGCUGCUGUUCAGCCCCCCGAAGAGGCCUGGGCUGUCGCCCGUGGGCGUCCCCACCAUGGCCAAACAGAGUCUUAACAAGGUGCCUCAGGAGGUUCGGGGCGACAUGGCCCAAAACGUGCUGCUCUGCGGUGGCUCCUCGCUCUUCGUGGGAUUGGAGGGCCGCUUCCGCGCCGAGCUGCUGCGCAGUCUGCCCCUGGAAGCGCGCCUGGUGGUGGUGGCCCAGCCCACCCGGCACUUAUCAGUGUGGACUGGGGGCUCCAUCCUAGCCUCGCUGUAUGCCUUCCAGUCCUGCUGGGUCCUGAGGGAGCAGUAUGAGGAGCAGGGGCCCCAGAUUGUGUACCAAAAAUGCUACUGA
Messenger RNA from Phyllostomus hastatus (greater spear-nosed bat), 1245 nucleotides. It is a transcript of the gene ACTL9, whose product is annotated as actin like 9. The record is from RefSeq and is a predicted model, not a curated record. The transcript has a single exon. Bases 112 to 1245 code for a protein of 377 amino acids. NCBI's taxonomy places the organism in Eukaryota, Metazoa, Chordata, Mammalia, Chiroptera, Phyllostomidae. Gene Ontology annotation, biological process: cell motility; axonogenesis. Gene Ontology annotation, cellular component: synapse; membrane; NuA4 histone acetyltransferase complex. Gene Ontology annotation, molecular function: nucleosomal DNA binding; protein kinase binding.